Hemicordylus capensis (graceful crag lizard) is the source of this 1065-nucleotide messenger RNA. Its product is annotated as C-X-C chemokine receptor type 2-like. The transcript has a single exon. Gene Ontology annotation, biological process: neutrophil chemotaxis; immune response; G protein-coupled receptor signaling pathway. Gene Ontology annotation, molecular function: C-X-C chemokine receptor activity. Gene Ontology annotation, cellular component: membrane. NCBI's taxonomy places the organism in Eukaryota, Metazoa, Chordata, Lepidosauria, Squamata, Cordylidae. The record is from RefSeq and is a predicted model, not a curated record. The coding region runs from base 1 to 1065 and encodes 354 amino acids.
AUGGGAAGCUUGGAUAGUGAUGAGUUUAGUGACCUAUUUCCGGAUUAUGAAAACAACACUUCCAGCUCAGGCAUAGAGACAAAUGUCUGCAGAAAUGAGAGUCCAUCAGAUGCGAUUAAGUACUUUGUGCCACGUAUCUAUGUUCUGGUAUGCCUCCUGAGCCUGGUGGGCAACUCUCUGGUGGUGCUGGUGGUCGCCUGCAACAAAGGAAACCGUUCCGUCACUGAUGUCUAUCUCCUGAACCUAGCCAUUGCCGAUUUCCUCUUUGCCCUCACAUUGCCCAUCUGGGCUGUCCAGUGGGUUCAUCAAUGGAUCUUCGGCACCUUCAUGUGCAAAACCAUCUCUGCCCUGAAGGAAGUCAACUUCUACAGUGGCAUCCUCCUCUUGGCCUUCAUCAGCAUCGACCGCUACCUGGCAAUCGUUCAUGCUACUCGGGCAGCCAUUGAGAAAAGGCACUGGGUCAAGUUUGCCUGCCUUGGCAUCUGGCUGUUCUCUUUCCUCCUUUCCCUCCCUAUGAUCCUCUACCCUGAGGUUGUGUUUGUACAUAAUUUCACCUCCAUGGUUUGUUAUGAAGUCAUUGCAGGGGAGAAAACAUCUCAUUGGAGGGUGGUGCUGAGAAUCCUGCCACAAGUGAUUGGCUUCAUCAUCCCAUUGACCAUCAUGCUCUUUUGUUUCAGCAUGACAGUGCACAGGCUCUUUCAGACCAAGAACAGCCAAAACAAGAUAGCAAUGAAAGUCAUUUUGGCUGUGGUGCUAGUCUUCCUGGUCUGCUGGUUGCCCUACAAUAUCUCCCUGUUUGCUGAUUCCUUGCUAAGGACUGGUGCUAUCAAGGAAACAUGUGACCGUCGUAACAGAAUUGAUGCAGCUCUUGUGGGUACUGAAAUCCUGGGAUUUGCUCACUGUUGCAUCAACCCUAUCAUAUAUGCCUUUAUAGGGCAGAAGUUCCGGAACAACUUCCUCAAGAUCCUGGUCACGCGAGGGAUCAUCAGCAAAGAGACCCUCUCACGGUACAGAAGGGGCUCCUCCUUCUCAUCUUCCUCUGGCAACACCUCUACUGCUCUGUAA